Hepatospora eriocheir is the source of this 303-nucleotide messenger RNA. The record is from the annotation of a GenBank genome assembly. NCBI's taxonomy places the organism in Eukaryota, Fungi, Microsporidia, Hepatosporidae.
AUGUUUUGUAAAUGUGGUUGUUUAAUUUCUUAUCCAAAAGAAGUGGAUGAUCAAUUAAUUUGUAAAAGAUGUUUCAAUAAGUUAACAUACACUGAUAAUAUUAUUUAUGAAGAAUCUGUUUUUACUCAUAAUAAUACUAUUGAGAAAAAUAAUAGAAAUGAAGGUAUAAUUAAUGAAAUAUGUCCUAAUUGUAAUCAUAAUCAAUUAUCUUAUACUACUUUACAAUUAAGAAGUGCUGAUGAAGGUCAAACUGUAUUUUAUACUUGUUUAAAUUGUAAACAUAAAUUUACAAUCAAUUCUUAA